UACUUUUAAUCUUUUACAGGUGAUUGUGCAAAACAGAAUCUAAGUCCCAACAUUGCAGCCAGGAUCUCUGAAAAUGGUAGUGAUAUCAACUGUGGAGACAAGCAUGUGAUUUUCAUUUCAGAUGUUCAAGCUGAUGGCGUUUUGCUGGAACCUGUUCAAGAACACUGUGGCACCAAUCAUACAUGUGACAUAACACAAGUGUUUGGUGAAUCAUAUAUUGAGUACUAUUGUGUUAACGAAUCUUUAAUCCUGGGUUGUGAAGAAAUUAAAUCAAAGCACCAAAUAAUGAAAGAGGAUCUUCAUGUGCAAUGCUACAAGAAUACACAACACAAGUUCAAAGAUUCAAUAUAUCAGUGUGGCAUAAUUCCUAACAGUUUUGCUAAUAACAUUUGGCUAAUACUUCAAAACCAAAGGAUUCAUGUAAAAACAUGCAAGGACUGUCAUACAGACAUGCAUCCUUACUAUCAGUAUAACAUUCCUAAUAAAAAUAUUGCAGAUGGUUAUUUACAAUCAAUUUUCUAUGAUUGUGACAAAGUAUUUUGGUUCUUACAUGUUAAUACUGAUGAGUGUGAAGGAAUUUUCGAAGAAUUCUUUUUGAAGACAAAUUCUGGUAAUCCAAAGUUUAAUGGAAAUGAAACAGUUGAAGAGAACAUUACAGGUAGCUACCCAACAGAAAUUGAAACCAUUUCUCAUUAUGUUGACACCACUUCCUUCUUGCCUUCCCAAGAAGUAUCUUCUCUUCCCGGUUUCCACAAUGUUGAUAAAAGGAUGUUUCCACGAGAAAUUGUCAAUUACUUAACAAUUGGAAUUGCUGGUGGACUAACACUUAUCACUUUAACUGUGUGUUUUAUUGUCAUUUUGAGAAGACCAAAGCAAAAAUCUGUGGCAGCUCCACCAUCUUCAGCAACUGGUUUAUAUGGUUGUACUCACCUUCCUGAGAAUUUUGAUGCUGCUUCACCAGAGGAAGAGAAUACUUAUUUUACUGUUGAAGCUGAUGAUGAUGAAAUUAUUCAGAAAAAAGUUGAGGAAAACACUUACAAUUGUAUUGAUGAAGUUAAAGGGUCAAACCAGGAUCCUGUUGUUGAGCGCUAUAGUAAAUUAAGGAGUCCAAGGACAGUGUUAGAGAAGAUACCCUCUUCGACUAUCAAAGACAACUAUGAUCAAAUUGUUGAAGAAAUGGUUCAGGGUAGAAUGAAUUCCACCUGUCCCAGAACAAAGAAAGCAAAGCAGAAUGGAUCUCUGAGAAAAACAGGUAGCCUUCAUCGGCAGGCAUCAAAAGAUUCAACAGCAAAGCCAGGUUCUCCAGAGGUUAAUGAGGCUAUAGUAUAUAAAGAAGUUCCAUGUUAUCAAUGUUCUUCUCUGUCUCCAGAAUAUUUUGACCGUGCCCUUCCAUCAGCUCCUCUGAUGGAAAGUGACAGUGCAUCAGAGCCUGAUGCGAUUUAUGAGAGAGUUGAUGAUUUACUCACUUCUGAUCAGGACAGGAACAACAGUCAGGUUAAUGACAUUUAUGAAACUGUUACAGAGCCAAAUGAAUUAAAAAGUCAGUAUUCCACAUUCCAAAGGCAAACAGAUGGUAAAGUUGGUGAAAAUAACUCACUAAACAACUCUUUAAGAGAUAAAAAACCUGCAAUUGCCAAUGGUAAUCUUCAGCCACCAAGAAUUUAUGACCAUAUCUCUGACAAAUGGAACGACACAGAUAAGCCACUUCAUCUCAUUCCAUCUGAUGAAUAUGUAUAUACACAGUUACAAGAUGACACUACACUAGGGUCAUAAAUUGAUUAAGUGACAAAGUAAUUUCAUAACUUAAAGCAGUUCUGUUUUGAAAAAUGGGUAUUGUUCACUUCUCUCAAAACAAAGAAGCAUCAACACAAACAAUGACAACCAUUUACAUUUGCUGAGUUAUGAAGGAAUUUUUAAAUAUGGAAUCAAAAGUUGAUUUCUUUUUCUCAUAUUUUGGGUUGGGAAAGAU
Molecule: messenger RNA, 1969 nt
Organism: Octopus sinensis (East Asian common octopus)
Lineage: Eukaryota; Metazoa; Mollusca; Cephalopoda; Octopoda; Octopodidae
Exons: 5
Coding region: 286-1773 (495 amino acids)
Source: RefSeq, a predicted model, not a curated record